Trametes versicolor FP-101664 SS1 is the source of this 1921-nucleotide messenger RNA. RefSeq lists its product as uncharacterized. The record is from RefSeq and is a predicted model, not a curated record. Bases 148 to 1668 code for a protein of 506 amino acids. NCBI's taxonomy places the organism in Eukaryota, Fungi, Basidiomycota, Agaricomycetes, Polyporales, Polyporaceae. The transcript is spliced from 5 exons.
GUGACGCUGCCGACAGCGCUGUCCUCGCGCAGGCUGGCUCUGCAGCUGCUCCCCCUCCGCUCCUUUCUGCCAUCUCUACGCUGCCCCCGCGCACCCUACCCGGUCCCCCUGUAGCCAACUUGUAGCCUGUAGCAUCCCGAUCUCGCCAUGCCGUCUCCUCCGGGCAGCCCGCGCUCCUCAACGAGCGCGGAUUCUUUUGCGUCUGGCCGCCAAUCCCCCCUGGGCGGCUUCGACUCCUCUGCCGCGCUCAUUCUCGUAUCCGACGCGGAGGACACCCCGAACAACACCUCCUUCGGGUUCUCUAGCGACGACGACGACGCAGACGACCUCGACCUCGACCAGUCUGAUCUCCAGCUGGACCGUCUGCGCGGCUCCGCCGUCCCGCCCCUCUCCUCCGUCUCUGUCUUCCUGUACCUCCUCGCGCCGUAUCUCAAGCUUGGCGCGCUCCUCGUGCCCGAGGCGGGCGUCCUAGGCAAGACUGGUGCGCUCGCGGUUGUGGUGUUCGCUGUACUGUCGGCGUUCACGCGCCAGAUCUGGUACAUGCUCGCGCGCUAUGUCCGGCGCGCCGACCUGGAAGAGAUCGUGCUGGAGACGUUCGCGCGGGGAAGGGGCAAGGAGCGCCGGCGGUCGGUUCUUCGCCAGCUCGUCCGCUUUUUUGUCGGCGCACUUAGGGUGUCUACUGCUGCACUCUAUCUCCGAUUCUCCGUCGACUGCUUGUUGCCCUUCAUCCCGGAUGCCCUCGCCGUUCCGUCUAGGAUUAUCACUUCGCUCGUGUUCGCGGCAUUCAUCGCCCCUCUGUACUCCUCGCGGUCUCUCGAAUCCCGCGGGGUGGUGUACGCCUCUUGGUUUUCAAUCGUAGCGUACGCUGCGUGGUUCUCUUGUACGGCUUAUAUGCAUGCCAAGGACAUGCUUGUACCGGUUGGCGACUCUGCCACUUUGGGUAAAUUAUGGCAGGGAAUACCGGUCGUGGCGUUCACCUUCAGCACCUGGUGGACAGUGCCCCUGUAUGCUUCCCUGAAAGGCACUUCGCAACCGAUGACCCCGAAGCCUAGGCGGGCGCAAUCUUUCAGGCUGUUGGCUGCCUUGUCUAUAGCUAUCGCUGUAGCAGUUGUAUUGCCCCUCGCAUUCUUCGAUGCGUCUACACCUUCGCAAAUCCCCUCUACGAGCAUUAAAUCGACGUCUGCGGUGUUCAGCGCCGCCGCGCUGUUGCUCUCCAUCCCCUCCAUCUUGGUCACCACACCUGCGCUACCCAUCCCCAUCUCUAUCCGGCGAAGCACGAAUUUCCCCCUCUCGAAGGUUCUCAUCUACAUUAUCACUAUUUGCCUCGCGAUCCUUCCAGCGCACAUAACGCGCUUCGGGAGCGAUGUCAUCCUCAUCCUCGCCUUCCUCAGCUCAUUCGUAGUGCCCGCGUUCAUUCACAUCACAAUCCACAACUUCCGGCGACCGCUGUCGAUCGUGAUCCCGCCGGCGACGCCAAAUCCGAACGCACCGCGCCUCGAGCCGAGCGACUCGCGGCACGACGAGCUGCUACAACGCAAGGAGCGCACGCUGCAGCGUCGCCGACUUGGGCGCCGGCUCAUCUGGGACGUCGGCGUGUGGGUGCUGCUCGUGCCAGUCGGCGGUGGCGGCGUUGCGUGGGCCGUGGGGCGGAUGGCGGGUAGGUGGUAGCCGUCCUGUUGAGGCCCGAGUAAGAGCUGCGAAGCGUGAUAGAUGUAAAGUAGAAGCUGCCGUCACACGGACAGCUGCAUGCCUCUGGCGCGGGACGGACGGAGGGCGGCAGAGAGGCUGGCUAGUCUUGCCGCAGGCGAGGGACCUCGAUUCGAGCCGCUGUAUUUGUACUGUACGCUACAAUGUGCUGGGUAUUCGUGUCUCCCUGUGCACACACACACGUGUCGUUCGUCCGGAUUUGGCGGCGUUGUGG